UGUUCCAGCCUACAGUACAUUCUGCUGCUUAUCCGGGGAUGUCACACCGCUGCUAUUUUCUCCCCUCAGUCCUUCUCACUCUCAGCCUACAGCUCAAGCGGACUGACACGGGGCUUUGGAUAGAAAGAAACGAACAAUAAGAUACAAAACAGAGGCCAAAAUGGCAGAGCUUGGAGCGGGAAGCCUGUCGUUAGGGGAUCCUGCUUUUAAUUAUCAGGAACACGAGCUGAACGAGCGGCUGAAACGGCUGUACCCGGCUGUGAACGAGGAAGAGACCCCUUUACCCCGAUCCUGGAGCCCCAAGGAUAAAUACAGCUACAUUGGGCUGUCACAGAACAACCUGCGAGUCCAUUACAAAGGCCAUGGAAAGAACCACAAGGACGCAGCAUCAGUGCGAGCCACACACCCAAUCCCUGCUGCCUGUGGGAUCUACUACUUUGAAGUCAAGAUUGUCAGCAAAGGUCGAGACGGGUACAUGGGCAUCGGCCUGUCUGCCCAGGGAGUCAACAUGAACAGACUGCCUGGAUGGGACAAGCACUCAUACGGUUACCAUGGAGAUGACGGCCACUCCUUCUGCUCCUCCGGGACCGGCCAACCAUACGGCCCAACAUUCACCACGGGGGACGUGAUCGGAUGUUGCGUUAACCUCAUCAACAACACUUGCUUUUACACCAAAAAUGGCAUCAGUUUAGGUGUAGCCUUCACAGACCUCCCUCCCAACCUGUACCCCACAGUGGGGCUUCAAACUCCGGGUGAGAUCGUAGACGCUAACUUUGGCCAGCAGCCGUUUGUCUUCGACAUCGAGGACUACAUGAGCGAAUGGCGGGCCAAGAUCCAUGGCAUGAUCGCUCGCUUCCCCAUAGGAGAGAGGCUGGGGGAGUGGCAGUCUGUCCUGCAGAAUAUGGUGUCCAGCUACCUAGUGCAUCAUGGGUACUGUGCCACCGCAACAGCCUUCGCCAGAGCCACAGAGACCAUAAUACAAGAGGAGCAGACAUCUAUAAAGAACAGACAGAGAAUACAGAAGCUGGUGCUUGCGGGACGGGUGGGCGAAGCCAUAGAUGCUACUCAGCAUCUUUAUCCCGGCCUGUUAGAACACAACCCCAACCUACUAUUCAUGUUGAAGUGUCGUCAGUUCGUGGAGAUGGUGAACGGCACAGACAGCGAGGUUCGCUGCUUGACCAUUCGCUCCCCCAAGUCCCAGGACAGUUACCCUGGCUCACCCAGCCUCAGCCCCCGCCACGGAGCCAGCAACACACACUUGCACACCGGAGAAGCAGACAGCCCAACCUGCAGUAACGGAGUGACUCCCCCCAACAAGUCAAAGAGCCACAGUGGCACAGGCAGCAGCAGCAUCAAAUACCCCAGCGUGUCCUCCUCUGCCUCCUCUUCCACCUCCUCCUCCCCUUCCUCCGUCAACUACUCCGAGUCCAACUCCUCCGACUCCACGAAGAGCCAGCCACACAGCGCCAAUAGCACCCAGGAAACCAGUGACAGUGAGAUGGAGAUCGAAGCAGAGCACUAUACCAAUGGGGUUGUUGAGGGCUCCUCAGCGCGGAUCAUGAAUGGCACAUACAAACACGAAGAGAUCCUUCAGCCAGACGACAACAGCAUUGGCAAUGGGGUCGCAGAUGAGGGUUGUACUAAUGGUAGACAGCUCUGUGGGGGCAACCAGGCAGCCACAGAGAGGAUGAUCCAUUUUGGACGGGAGCUGCAGGCGCUAAAUGAACAGCUGGGCCGCGAGUAUGGCAAAAAUGCCACACACAAGAAGAUGUUACAGGAUGCAUUCAGCCUGCUAGCGUACUCGGACCCGUGGAACUGCCCCGUGGGCCAGCAGUUAGACCCUACACAGAGAGAAUCACUCUGCUCCGCACUCAACAGCGCCAUACUGGAGUCCCAAAAUCUGCCUAAGCAGCCUCCACUGAUGUUAGCGCUCGGCCAGGCCACAGAGUGUGUUCAGCUCAUGGCCCGAGUCCGGUCUGGUUCCUGCUCCUUCGCCAGAGUAGACAACUUUUUGCACUAGCCCAGGUCCAGGUUAAUGUUAAGUAGCACUGAGAGAAGAAGGCAUGUCCAGCAGGUAGUUGUCGUGGCAACGGGGGAAAGAGCAUGCACAUGAUUGGUGUGUUUGGCUGUCCGUCAGACCGAGCCAGCAGCACAGACAGAGGAACAGAGGAGAGCGGGAGAGAAGAAAGCUUCCUUUUGAUUUAGUAUUAUCAAAUAAAGAAAUGUGUGACACUAUUUAAAGAUAAUUAAUUAUUAUUCUGUUUAUCUAGCCAUUUUAUAGUUCUGUUUUUUGUCAGUUUGUUGUGCUCAUCCUGGACAAAACAAAUUGUAAAUCCCCUUUUUAUUUUUUCUUCUGUUUUUAAUGGGUGGAUUUUGAUUCCCUUUGUUCAGUAUUUUACUCACAUUGUUGUUGUUCACCAUAUCACAGACCACAAUACCCACAUCUGGCUACCACGGUAACCCCCACAACUGUAGGUCAACUUAACACAACCGGAGGUAUAUUAACAUCAUCUUUGAUAAGAUACAGAAGACAGACAGACUCUUAGCCCUUUAUCCUUCUAAAAGGAUUCAUUCAAUCUUCAAAGUGCAUUCAUUACUUAAAAUACAUUCAGCAAACGUGUGCUCAGCAUGAAGAACACUAUUGAUUGUGUGGAGCAGAUCAUUAGCUCUGGUCAAGGCUGAUGCCGUACAGUAGUUAACACUGCCACUGAUGUAAAAUAGAAAAUGGACAAAAGUGGGUCCCUAAAUUAUUCCACAAGGUUGGAAAUAACAGUGUAGUGCUGUGUGUCGCAGAAUUGGAAUUCCCUUAAGGAACAAAAUACUUGGCACGAACAGGUUAGACACAUCCUGAAAAAAGCAUCACCUGUGUAAAAAAACAUAAUUGAAGGGCCUCUGUAGUGGUAGAACUGCCAGUAACUAGGCGGAGAAGGUGAUGACAAGGGAUUAAAUUGGAAUAUUGAGGUGUUGGAGUCUUAACUUUACUUUAACAACCACAGCACUGACCAAUCAGUGAUGUGCUGCAACUACAACACCUGCUCUCAAAUCCCAACCUAACACUAUUAUCAUGGUUUGCCUUGAUGCCGGCAUAAAGAAAAUCACUAUCAAAGGCAGACUAACGAGCACAGUGUAUGGCUGGCAAAAAGUCAAGUCACCCCUGGGGAUUUUUUUUUUUAAUAAUUUUUUUUGCCUGACCUGCUCUGUGCAUGUGCUGUCGCAGUUGGAAUUUUGAAUAAAGAGGUAAAAUAAUUUGCCUAACAAGAAGGUUUUUAAGUCUUGGGUGAUAAUCAUGUGAUAAUUAAGUCACGGUCUCACAGUUUGUCACAGUUUCUUUCAUUCUGGGCAUUUAAUUCCAAACAUCUCAAAGGUUGUUAAAACCAGUUUUGUGUGUUGAGGAACACAUUUUUUUCACUCAGACCCCUCCAUUUUUCUAACACCCAUAAACUUGACUUGAUUACAGUAUGUCCUAUUGGACAGGAGGACACAGCCAGGUUCAUUUAUUGAGCCCCAAACCACAAGUUUGUCCCAGAGUGCCUCCCAGUAUGUACAAUAACUAACAAAAAAAUGGAAAAGAAGGAUAUUUUUUUUUAUUGUUUAGGGUCGCUGUUGGCACCAUGAGAUUUAACAACAUCGCCCCUGUUUUAGAGUCAGAUCAGUAGUAAAAAACUACUAAUUACCACUAAUAGCCACCAAUGGCAUGGCAUUACAGCUAUCACUCCUCACUGUCAGCCACUUUGUAUGGAGUCCCAAAGUGUUUGAUAGUAAGUGAAUAAAUAGGACAUUAUGAAAUAUCAUGAAUGAAUAGAGUAAAAUGUUUAAUUGAGCCAAUACAUCUGAAAAAUCUAAUUUCACAUGCUUUUCUGUUCAAAAGUCUCCCGUCACCAGUGCCCACCACUUUCAACCAAUCACAUGUCUCCAGCUUCUCUUCGCAGGCUCAACAACUACUACCAAAAUUUAGCCCGCUAUCUCAUAUUAGCUUGUGGCUAACUUACUAGCUAGUUAGAAAUUUUGAAUCAACCAACUAGUUGCUGCUGCUCCUAAACACACUGGCCAGUAACCACACUUUCUUUUUAUUUAGCUUAACAAGGCUACAUAUGCUACCUACCUAGCCAGCUAACUAGCUAGGCUGGCUUGUAGGCUUGGAUUUAUGAGUCAGCAUCAAAGUGAAGAGCAUGUGUUAGCGGCCGCAGCUUACAUUUGCUGGUCAAUUCAGAGUUACUUAGGCAGCAUGUGAUUCUGGACAUAUUACUGGGCCUGAGUUGAAUUUUGAUAAUUUCUUAAAUUAUUUCAUAGUUUAUUGGCUCUUUUAUGUCUGUUCAUGAGAUUAAUCAUUUGAUAAUGUCUUGUUAAAUGUUGGAGUUUAUUAUUGGAUUUUUCAUUUUGACAUUGUGUCAUCAUCAUCUUGAUCAGCUUUCUGUCUCUGUAUCUAAACGGAUGAUUGUUCAUAGCAAAAUAACAAAUUAGACUCAACUUCACCCUAGGUUCAGUCCAAUAAUUGGAUUUUGAUAACACACUUGUUUUGUUCCAUCCCUUAGCUUUAUUUCAAACAUUUUACUUCUUUUGUUUUUACACCAGGUUUUCUACCAUAUAGCACUGACUUAAUGUUGUCUGACUGUGGCAUUCUGUCACUUCGGCUGCUUUGUUGUGACCUGGCAAACGGCUUGUGGAUCCACCCUGACGUGUACAUUUCCAUUUAUAAGAGAAUUUCAGUCUAUGGUAGAGAAAUAUGGAAUAAUAUGUGGGGUUUACUACAGGGUAUGUGGUCAAACCUUUUACCAAGCUGGUUUUUAUAAAGACCUUCUGCUAUAAUAGGAACUAUUCUAAUAACCAUACAUACAGCACACACUCCUGACAUCUGCUUCUACAGCUGUAAAGGACUUCUGUUACACACACAUACACACACACACACACACACACACACACACACACACACAGACUCACAAUUGUAUGUGAAAGAACAACCUCUGUUGCAUACCUGUAGGGAACAAGUCUCCCAGCUGUCAUUUGUGUGUGUGAGCCUGGGCUGUGCCUCAGCACUGUUACCACGCACCCUUCCUCUUAUCCCUGCAUAGACAUAGCCACUGAUGUGAUCAGUGAUUGUAUUAAGGAAAGAAGGGAUGUGAACAGUUUUCGAAAUGGGCACGAGGCCUUUAAAGCCACAUGGACUUCUUCAGGAGAGGCCAGAUAAAUGGAUUUAGGCAUCGCAGACAAGCUGUGCGCACUUGACUUCUAUCAUGAUUUUAAUUUCAUAUUUUGACUUUUGAGUUUUAGCAAAAAAUAAAAAUAAAAAAAAACAAUUGUGAAAUGAGUUACCCUCUACUUAGCAUGACUUUUAAAACCUUUAAAACGAUAUAAAAAAAGAAAAAUGAUAAUUGAAAAAAAUACCUAUGUACUGGAAACAUGUUAAAAAAGAAAAAUUGUAUUCUGUUUAAUUUUGACAGAAUUAUUUUUAUUAAAAUACAUCCAUAAGCAUUU
Messenger RNA from Sander lucioperca (pikeperch), 5472 nucleotides. RefSeq names its product RAN binding protein 10 (gene ranbp10). Gene Ontology annotation, biological process: cell surface receptor signaling pathway; cytoskeleton organization. The record is from RefSeq and is a predicted model, not a curated record. Gene Ontology annotation, cellular component: cytoplasm. Gene Ontology annotation, molecular function: protein binding. Bases 161 to 2020 code for a protein of 619 amino acids. NCBI's taxonomy places the organism in Eukaryota, Metazoa, Chordata, Actinopteri, Perciformes, Percidae. The transcript has 15 exons.